UUAAAAAUAUUUAUUUAUUAUAUCAUCCACAUCGCACCGGAGUAAAUAAACAGUAGUUUGGGUGGUCAACUUGAGUGUUUGUGAGCUCGGAUCUAUCUGAAUGGGGCAAGCGCUGUCGCGAAUUCACCGUAUGAUUGUUUCGAGCAGUGUAAAAGAGAAAAAGAAAAACACAGCAAUCUCGCGAGUUCAACCUUUAGCCAUGGCUAGCAAUUGUUCAAUAGAAGGACCACUAGUGGAGGAGUUCACUUACCAAGCAGGAUCAGCUCCCUUCAAGAGUUGUCAUGCUUCUACCAUUGUUGAGGUUGAUAAGGAUCAUUUUUUGGUUGCCUAUUUUGGGGGUACAUUCGAGGGGGCACCUGAUGUGAAAAUAUGGGUGCAGACUUACAAGAAUGGAAGAUGGCAAGCACCUGUAAUUGCUGAUGAAGAACCAAAUGUUCCUAUGUGGAACCCUGCACUGUUCAAACUUCCAUCAGAUGAGCUACUUCUGUUCUAUAAAAUAGGCCAAGAAGUUCAAAAGUGGAGUGGAUUCAUGAAACGCUCAUAUGAUAAAGGCAAAACUUGGACAGGAAGAGAACAGCUUCCUCCUGGUAUAUUAGGACCUAUAAAGAAUAAGCCCAUUUUGCUAGAAAAUGGUAAUUUACUAUGUGGAUCAUCCGUUGAAAGUUGGAACUCUUGGGGUGCCUGGGUGGAGGUAACAACAGAUUUUGGUAGGUCAUGGAGCAAGCAUGGCCCAAUUUACAUUGAAAAUAAACCUCUGAGUGUGAUUCAACCAGUACCUUAUCAGACUGCAGAUGGGAAACUACGUGUUUUGCUACGAUCCUUUGAUGGCAUUGGUAGAGUAUGUAUGUCAGAAUCAUCUGAUGGUGGCAAGACCUGGGGAUAUGCAAAACCUACUCAGCUCCCUAACCCAAAUUCAGGUAUUGAUGGGGUUAAGCUUAGAGAUGGCCGGUUAUUGCUUGCUUAUAAUACUGUAUCAAGGAGUGUGCUUAAAGUGGCACUCUCUAAGGAUGAUGGUGAUUCCUGGUGUGAGGUUCUCACAUUAGAGGAUACAUCGGGAAUGGAAUUCUCAUAUCCUGCUGUAAUCCAGGAUAGUGAUGGGCGAAUACAUAUCACCUAUACAUAUAAUAGGACACAAAUUAAGCGUGUCGUUCUUCGGCCAAGUUGAUGUGGAGUAAACUGUUUCAAUUGAGAAAAAGCAGAAGCAACCAAUCUUGUACGGCUGAGAUCAUAUUUGGCCUUUUUCUAUUAUCAGUAGUUGUAACCUGUAAGCACAUGAGCAAGGACUAAAAGCAUGAGUAUUCUUGGUUAAUUACAAACUUCUUAUUUCCAAUUUUUAUAUUUGGGGUACAGUUAGAUAUUUCUUAAUUUUUUAAAGAUAUUUUUAUGAUAUAGGAUAAGUUUUUUUUAUAUAAUUUUUUUGAAUUCA
Messenger RNA from Glycine soja, 1426 nucleotides. RefSeq lists its product as uncharacterized. Bases 101 to 1165 code for a protein of 354 amino acids. Lineage: Eukaryota; Viridiplantae; Streptophyta; Magnoliopsida; Fabales; Fabaceae. The transcript has 9 exons. The record is from RefSeq and is a predicted model, not a curated record.